Messenger RNA from Plasmopara halstedii, 1949 nucleotides. RefSeq lists its product as uncharacterized. NCBI's taxonomy places the organism in Eukaryota, Oomycota, Peronosporomycetes, Peronosporales, Peronosporaceae. The transcript has a single exon. The record is from RefSeq and is a predicted model, not a curated record. Bases 1469 to 1789 code for a protein of 106 amino acids.
CACGAAUCAGAUUAUUAAUUGCAAUGUAACAUUUCAAUCCUAUGAUGUAUAGAGUACACUGCAGAUUUUGUUGGACGACUCAACCUUUCAAGAACUCACAAACGUCAUGAAGCGUACCCAUCACCUUAUUAUCAUGCCGAUGAUGCGUAAUGGCAACUCCUACGCCGCUGAUGUUAUACACUUAAAAAAUCCUUCUCUUUUUCGUAUUUUCUUUCAAUGACUAAUCGUGUCAUAUAUUGUCAUUUGAAUGACCUUCUCGUACCCAAAAUCAGUCUUCCGUUUUGUGUCAUUCGCAAAAAUCCACUCUCAUGAAAGAUCUGGCCUUCGCUACCAACAGACAGAAUGUACUCCAUUGAAGAGCUUUUCGAUCUAAUAGGACCAUUCUCGCGCGAUACGUCCAUUCCCACCUCUAAUCUAGAGUAUUCUGAUCAUCUGGAGUAUUCCGAUCACGUUCUAAUGGCGCAGUACCAGAAUCAGGAACAAAGCUACCAUCGAACUUACGUUCAGACUUUUCACGUAACUUGAUCUACACCACAUUAAGAGCUUAUUUUAGUUUCUGUUACAGUCAACAAACGUCGAGGAGCCCGGAUAAUAUCUCAUGAACGCUAGAUGGAAAUUCGACGAUAUAGAUUCUACUGAUGUGCUGCCUGACAACCCUCCUAUCCAGAAUGGACGUCUUGUUUUAGAACAAGUGCACCUGACAACUUCUUUGUCUCCGACACUAUUCCUUCUCGCUUCAGCGCUGUUGUUCUGUUGUUCUGUUUUGGAAGAGAAGAUUAUACUCAGCGCCGUCAGCUGGGAAACAUAACGACCAAGCAGAACGUAAUCAUCAAAAAGAUGACUGCUUUGUUUUCGACUGAGCGCGAUGACAUAGUAUCUGGAUUAUAGGUUUGCGAAGCCUCAGUAGCAGAAUGGGAAAAUGAUGUCAAGUCGGAGAAAUCAAGUUGGGCAUUAGCACGCUCGAGUAUGCGCAUGGUUGGGUAAUCACAUCCAUAGUUGCCGGUGGAAAAACACCUCAAUCGAAAUUUAGAAGUGUUAUGCUCUCUGAGUUGGCGUGCAAAACAGCAAGCGUUGUUCCACUGAAGGAUGUCUACAAGACACAAUUGCUAACACGCACUGUCGUGUCGUAUGGAGAGCUGUAGCUUAGAAGAUAUGACCUUAGACAUAAGGAUAACGGCGGGUAUAAUUUGAUCGAACUUGGUGACGUCGUGCUCGACGUAGCGACAUGCAACAACAUGCUUAUCCUCAAGUACAGACUUAAAAGUCAAUGCACAGAGUGAUAUACCAGUCAAAGCAAAGUCGAUUAAGCAAUGAAGCAGGAAGACGUUACAUUUGUGCAUUUGGGAACGGUAUUGCACGUCAACAACGCUUCGACCAUCGUCUUCGACAUGUUUGAACUGUGGUACGCGAACCUCUACCACGUACAGAUGAGACAUCAUGGGUGUCUUGAGUCACAUGCGCGUAAGCAAUGAAGACACGCAAUCAAAAGAAGGGACAUGGUGUUUGGAGGUGUUCCUGGUCUCAAAUUUUGUCACGCGUAAUCGGUACAUGUGGAUCACACCAGCGAAUUUUGCAGCAUGCAGAGACGGUUGUGACGCUCAAUGAAAAGCGUCGAAUUGUCGAUUUCUUGACUGACGGUGGUGCGAAUAUAAAAUGUAGAUUUGUUAUGCAGGACAGACGGAAAGACACCUGGGCAAGGCACAAAAAUAAGCGAUUAAUGACAAGGCCAAACCCACGUACCGUAGAGCUAAAACAGGCGCGCUCGAUGAUACCUGCCUUCUAUCUUUGACUUGUUUUUUAUUCGGUGCGCAACUUGAGCCGUGAUUCCAUGAGCGCGUACUCAGACCGUGCAUCGUCAAUCCAGGUGCAGACAAAGUAAGCACGUCCUUGCGCGACAUGGUUUUAUUUUGCUCGACGUGCAGUUUAUCGGCUCAUAACAAGGAUGUGUU